GAAUGCGGCGGGCGGGCCCCGCUCCCGGCGCCGCCGCCCUUCCGCCUCCUCUCCGCGGCUGAGGGCGAUGCAGGGCCGGGAAAGCCCCGCCGAGCCCGGCUCGGGGCCUGCCAGGCGCUUCCCGGUGGCGGCGGUGGACGAGAUCCUGAGGGAUGUGGUGGGGAGCGCCCUGAGGGAGCAGCGCUACGAGGCGGGGCCGUGCCGGGAGGCGGCCAGGGACAUCGCGGAGGUUGUUAAGGCGCGGGUCAAAGAGCUGGGGGUGCCCAGGUACAAGAUCGUGGUGGUGACACACAUUGGGCAGCUGGGUGAGCAGAGCCUGCAGAUUGGGAGCAGGUGCCUCUGGGAUCCUGGGACUGACACAUUUUCCUCAUUUGUGUUCAAGAACACCUCGCUGUUUGCUGUGGCAAAUGUCUAUGGUGUGUAUUUUGAAUAGGGAGGUAGUCGAGUUUAACAGUGGGAGAAAUUAAUAUUCAGCCUAACUCUUCCUGUCUCUGUUGUUAAAAGCAUCUGUGAAGGACCAAGGUACUCUCACCUGCUUUGAAAUGAGAGCCUCUGGGUGAAUGUAAUAAGGGUCUUUCCCAGAAUUUUCUCUGGGAAGUGGAUGUCUGUGAUAUGUUGUUUUGCACCUGAUUGCUGGUUUCAGAACUCUUCCUGUAGGAGAAAUAUUUUCAGAAUAUUCCCUGUAAGUAAUGUUUUCCCUGUUCUCCAGGAAACAUGACUGGAAGUAUCUGGAUUAGGAAAUAAACCAUGGGUUUUGCCUGCCUGGUUUUGGGGCUGAUGGUCCUAAGUCUCUCCUGGUGCAGCCAUUCCCCACUGAGGUAGGGUCUGGCUGACCUUGCUCUGAUUCUGAAACCAGACUUUUUGCUACCUGUAUUUCCCAGCUGAAACCUGCUGUUAGAUUUUCCUGAGCCAGAGAACAAACCUGUCAUAAAUUGCUUAUUUUACUACAUUUUAGGUGCCAGGCUGAAACCAGAACAGUAGUUAGUUGGGAAGAAAUACUUGUACUCAUGACUAAAAGUUUAACUCUAACCCACUGUAAACACUGUGAAAUGCAGACAACCUGAAGCCACUUGCUGGUGUGCCCUGUGACAUUUAACACCCAAAAAGGGUAAAGCUACAAUUAAAGACCACAACUGAACCAA
Corvus hawaiiensis (hawaiian crow) is the source of this 1142-nucleotide messenger RNA. RefSeq names its product dynein light chain Tctex-type family member 5 (gene DYNLT5). Gene Ontology annotation, molecular function: dynein intermediate chain binding. The record is from RefSeq and is a predicted model, not a curated record. NCBI's taxonomy places the organism in Eukaryota, Metazoa, Chordata, Aves, Passeriformes, Corvidae. Gene Ontology annotation, biological process: microtubule-based movement. The transcript has 3 exons. The coding region runs from base 68 to 433 and encodes 121 amino acids. Gene Ontology annotation, cellular component: cytoplasmic dynein complex; cytoplasm.